ACAGAGCUUGAGGCCGAGAUGCAGGACACGCUACGAGAAGCAGAUGCGAGGGACAACUCCCGGAAGGCGACCAUCAUCCAGAUCCAGGCGGCCACCGUGCUGCAUGGAAGGUAUGUGGGCAGGGUCCAGGAGAAGUUGCAGAGCUACGAGGAGGAGAGGGCAAAAAAAGCGAAGAAAACAAAGCUCUUCGGAGAUGGGCUGCCGAAGCUCCUGACGUCGGACAAGUUCACCAGCGCGGUUCAGGAGCACGAGAGCGGCCUUGAGCAGGAGAAGAGAGACCAGGAGAAGCGGAAGGCAGAGCGAGAGCAGUAUGAGAAAGAGGUUGAGGAAUGGAAGGUGCGCGACAAAGAGAGAGGGGACAGGGUCAAAGCACAGAGGGAGCGCUAUGCCGCAGCAAAGAAGGAGGUUGAA
Messenger RNA from Dichomitus squalens LYAD-421 SS1, 411 nucleotides. RefSeq lists its product as uncharacterized. The transcript has a single exon. NCBI's taxonomy places the organism in Eukaryota, Fungi, Basidiomycota, Agaricomycetes, Polyporales, Polyporaceae. The annotation marks the transcript as partial. The record is from RefSeq and is a predicted model, not a curated record.